Branchiostoma belcheri (Belcher's lancelet) is the source of this 964-nucleotide messenger RNA. Its product is annotated as tubulin polyglutamylase complex subunit 2-like. Bases 128 to 964 code for a protein of 278 amino acids. The record is from RefSeq and is a predicted model, not a curated record. Gene Ontology annotation, biological process: protein polyglutamylation. The transcript is spliced from 7 exons. NCBI's taxonomy places the organism in Eukaryota, Metazoa, Chordata, Leptocardii, Amphioxiformes, Branchiostomatidae.
UCAACCCCCACCCAAAAGUGGGUAUUGACCGCAACAAAGAUGGCGGCUUUUUGAACCAUUUGUGAAGCUAAAUUGGCAAAUAAAUUCGUUUUGUGAAUUUUUAAGGGUUGCCUACGGUUAAGUCAAGAUGUCGGAGAAAGAGGAACUUCCUAAAGUUAGUCCAAAAGAGGUCUUCGAUCGCUUGACGUUCGGAGUUGUGAAAUCACUCGAAAAGAAAAAAGGUGUAUUCGACAUCCAUGUAGAAGAGAGAAAGCCAGCAGAAAGACAUCUCGUUGUGAGCUGGGAGCAGAAACACUCCUGUAUCCUACCAGAAGAUGUGAAAAACUUUUACCUUACGAUGAAUGGACUUUUGAUGACCUGGAAAAUCAAGUUUGAUGAAGUCUUGAUGAGGCUGGGUAGAAUGGAGAUCAAUUCUAUCUCUGAACUGAAGAAGCUGAACAGCACGUCCCCCACUGCUGGGACCAGUAACAACCCGUCCCUGGCUGAUAUUGACUCAGACAGUGAGACUGAGGAGGAUGAGGAUGACACAGCACCAGUCAAGCCUCACUUUGACAGCCGUAGUCGCAUCUUUGAGCUUGACCCCUGUGAGGGUACUGGAAAAGUGUGCCUUGUCUUCAAGAACACAAAACCAGGAGUGCCAGCCCAGGGGAUGGAGAUUUGGUUCCUGGACCGUGCCCUGAGGUGGAACUUCUUGACUGACAGCUUCACUCACUACUUCAGGAUGAUGAUCAUGCACCUGGGUCUGCCACAGUGGCAGUACGUCUUCACUGACAUAGGUCUCAGUCAACAGGCUAAGCAAUGGUUUAACAUGUAUGCGCCAGGUAGGCUUGCGCUGGACAUGCAGGACAGAGGCCCAGAGGGGCCUGACCAGAGGGAGACUGACCCCUGCACUCCUGACCCCUCCGUCCCUACCAACAAACUGGACCCUGCCAGAGUCUUCAAGGGGAAGAAAGAUCAGAAGUAA